UCUACAAGUCAGAUCCCCAAGCAUCUGGAGUUACAUCAAGGGAGGAGGUCGCUGGUACCUCCACCAGGCCGUCUACAAGUCAGAUUCUCCAAACUUCUGGAGUUACAUCAGAGGAGGAGGUCAGCACUCUGCCUGCUGAUGAAGCUGGUACGUCCACACGGCUGUCUACAAGUCAGAUCCCCCAAGCAUCUGGAGUUACAUCAAGGGAGGAGGUUGCUGGUACUUCCACCAGGCCGUCUACAAGUCAGAUUCUCCAAUCUCCUGGAGUAACAUCAGGGGAGGAGGUCGGCACUCUGCCUGCUGAUGAAGCUGGCACGUCCACACGGCUGUCUACAAGUCAGAUCCCCCAAGCAUCUGGAGUUACAUCAAGGGAGGAGGUUGGUGUCACUCAGUCUGCUGAUGAUGAUUCUACCAGGCCGUCUACAAGCCACGCCGUUGGAGUAUCAGAAGACGCAUCCACUUCGGAAAUAUCUGAUCGGACUCUUUGGGGUGUCGCUCGGCGACUUGGUCACGAUUGGAAGGAUCUUGCAAUACACCUCCACUGCACAUAUGCAGACAUAUCAACCUGUGAGGCCAACCACCCAAGAGAUGUCAACCGUCAAAAACUCCAGAUGCUUGUAGAAUGGAAACAAAGGCAGACUACCACUGGAUGUCAGAUGGACGUGUUGUGUGGAGCAUUGGCCAGGAUCGACAGAAAUGAUAUCGUCAAGUGUCUUCAAGGAAAUGCACAACUUACUGAUCUGGAGUACAUCCAGCAGCUUGUUUUAAAAUACAACAUGGACACAACCAGCUCCAUCCCUGCACACCCCUUGGAUCCUUCCAGAACUCUGGAUGUUGACCAUUUUUCUCGACUAGAACUCACUCGGGCAUUAAAAGGUAAACGAACAUCAAACGAUGAGAUUUUGUUACCAUCGGGGAAACGAACGUUGGAUAAGGAUGUAAAGGUUCUCCUCAAAUCAUGGGAUGAUAUGCUUGAGCCAGAAGUAGUUGGGAAUAUUAAGGCCCUUCUUUCGGGUGGGGCAGGAUUUGGCAAGUCAACUCUUUUCUUGAAAAUAGCGCACACCAGCACUGAUCCAAAAUCCAAGAUGGCAAAGUUCAAACUUGUGUUCUUAGUAAAGUUGAGGCAAAUGGAAACAAGUUGCGUCCUUGAGGCCAUAUGUGACCAGAUUUUACCUCGUGUUGAAAAGGCCGUUUUGAAAAAAGUUAUUGAUGAUAACGAAGAGAAAACAGCUUUCCUAUUGGAUGGAUUGGAUGAGAUCCCGUUGGACGUGCUCAAUUCUCCGGCUCCAAAAGAAGGCUAUGGGAUCAAGGACAUCUUGUUUAACAAGGUGCUGAGAGGCAGCACUGUCUUAGUCUCAACACGGCCACACAUGGUGGACUUUGCCGUUAAAGGAUACCCAAAGUACGCCCGUAUUGAAACAUUAGGCUUCACAUUCGAAACUGCAAAGACAUACAUAACAUCUUACUUUGCCGAAAUUGAUGCCGACAAAGGGAAAUCAUUAAUUUCACACUUGACAUCCAGCUCAUUCCUACGCACACUGGCCAGAAUUCCAAUCAUUGCACUCUUUCUGUGCAUAUUUUGGGAAAAUCAGUCGGAAUUGCCUGAGCAAUUAACGGUGCUUUUCAAGGAGUUUGCUGAGGCUCUGGUCAGUCACCGGUGCAACGAAGGUGAGGACAAGGUGGAGGAGCUGACGCAUUCAGUCUUAUGUCGACUUGGACAAGUCGCUCUCAAAGGGCUACUAAACCCCGAGGGGGAAAUGCUCAGGUUCUCCUCAAAAAAAUUUGAUGAGAAAGAUUUGGAGGAUGGUUGUAGGUUGGGCUUUCUUCACACAGAAAGUUUCACGAGUGGCUUGAAAGAGAUAAAGGCAGCAGAGUUUCUACACAAGUAUAUCCAAGAAUACUCCGCAGCAUGCUACUUUGCCAAUUUGCAUCACACAAACGAAGAUGAUUUUAAGGAGGAGUUGAGGAAAGUCAAUCCGUACAAUGUCCGUGCCAUGAAAUAUCUGCUUCGGUUUGUAUGCGGCAUAUUGUCGGGGUCUCCGGCUACUGGGCUCAUCCUGGAGCAUGUACAAAAACAACUUAUAGAGGAACGAUGCAGUGACGAGGAAGGAUCGGUUGGCGAAGAAGGUUCGGAUGCCGAGGAAGGAUCGGUUGGCGAAGAAGGUUCGGAUGCCGAGGAAGGAUCGGUUGGCGAAGAAGGAUCGGUUGGCGAAGAAGGAUCGGAUGAAGAGGAAGAAUGGAGUGACGACGAAGAACUGUUUGCACUGAAGAGGAUAAAUGAACUGCAGAACCUGGUACGCCUGCUAUUGCUUGAGUCUGGUUCUAAAAGAAUGGCUGUUAAGCUAGAACGACCUGACCAAAUAGGCGAGGAAGCAUUGAGUGGCGAGGAAGGAUCGGUUGGCGAAGAAGGUUCGGAUGCCGAGGAAGGAUCGGUUGGCGAAGAAGGAUCGGUUGGCAAGGAAAAAUCGGAUGGCGAGGAAGGAUCGGUUGGCGAAGAAGGUUCGGAUGCCGAGGAAGGAUUGGUUGGCGAAGAAGGAUCGGUUGGCGAGGAAGAAUCGGAUGGCGAGGAAGGAUCGGAUGGCGAAGAAGGAUCGGAUGAAGAGGAAGAAUGGAGUGACGACGAAGAACUGUUUGCACUGAAGAGGAUAAAUGAACUGCAGAACCUGGUACGCCUGCUAUUGCUUGAGUCUGGUUCUAAAAGAAUGGCUGUUAAGCUAGAACGACCUGACCAAAUAGUAUGUGAUAGUCAUGAGGAUCUCUUAGCGAUGCACUAUUACUCGAAGUGUCUGUCACUAAUAGAACUUAAAGUCCUCAUUGUCGACUGCAAUUCGCAUAAUGAUUUUAGGCUGCUGAGGGAUAUUGAUGAACGACUGCGUGACCACACUUCUAUGCGCCUUCGGGUUAAUAUCACAUGUAGAUCGCAUGAAGACGUAAUGCUGAUGAGAGACAUGCUACAGAGUGAUAACAUCAGGUCACUCAGGAAAUGUUGGGUUAUUAAAGUCAAGUAUAUCCCGUCUGAAAAAGCGAACAAGGAGUUGCAGUUCAUAGAAAACACGCUUGAAGAGCUGGAUGAGAGGCUUCGUGAACGAAUAAACCUUUCCCUGGAUAUAAAUGAGAUGUCUCAUUUCGAUGAUGACUGUGUGUUAGGAUCCCUGUCCCGUGUAUGCUGUCGGAUCGGUGAGAUCUUUUUGAGAAACCGAACGUAUGAAGAUUGCAUUAGACUAGUGAAGAUGCUGGAUAGUUGUGAACAGUUGUAUAGGUUAAAUGUGUACAACACAAACCUUCACGGCCAUGUGGGUGGUGUAUCCCCUCUUGUUCUUCGGUCCCUGCAUGAUUUUUCAUUAACUACAUGUGAACUGGAUGACGAUGACGUCCCUGACCUGAUAGAAAUCCUCCCUGCUGGGCAUGGUUUGGAAAUCCUUGAUGUUCAAGGCAAUGCAUUCAGUGUGGAUGGUGUGAAGAAGCUUACAGCUCAUAUAAAGAAUCUCCUUGAAUUAUCCAUGUUUGUACUCUUUUAUAAAGGUCCUGAUAAAAAGCAGGUUGACAAGGUCGUCCUGGAAAAUCUUCCACAUGUACGGUAUGAUGGAUGUAUAGUAAAACGAUAUUAAUUUGUUGAUUUUCAGAUGGACCAAAAACUUCCAAAGUAGGCUGUUGGGCUGUUUCCCUCGCAUCGACAAAUAAGUAAUGCUGAUGUGAGCAUUAUCACCAAGCCUACAUGUAUAUUCUUGUAUUAUCACUGCCAUGAGAAGUUGAAAUAUACAUACAGUUUUUGUAGCGCACAAGAACCACGACAAUUUAGGGGAGUGAAGAAGGAACGGUACUCUAGUUAAGUGGACAAGCAUUCAAAAUGUCAAUAUACAUAACAAUGACUAUGGUGACGACUUUCUCCUGAACGUAUAUUAUUUUAUUCCUUAACAAGAUAACAUCUCAGUAAUGGGCCUAUUAUACUAUUACAAAUAAUAAUAAAAUGGCACAGCAACACAAUAUGAAGGUCAAAGUUCAACAAAUGGCUGGCUGCACUCCACAAUACAACAACGAAUCCUCUCUAUCUCGAAAACAACGCAAUUUCUCCGACAAAAAGAUGAUAUAUUCCAAAACAAUACUCACUGGGAGUUUCUAGGAAGGAACCCUCCACAGUGAUUUUCAUUACAAGCAUAUGGCCGGAGCCAUGGUCCCUGCAAAAUCGAGAGAAGUUACAGAGAAUAAUGGUAUUGCUGUUUUGGUCUUCUCGUCUGCUCGAAGCUUACAGGAAAAGAUGCAGUGAUAAGAGGCUGUGGCGCGGAAAGCACAAAGAUCACAUUUAUGCAAAUGGAACAUGCAAAUCAUUUGCAAAACUUUCAUGUACAGAAAAUGAGGGCGCACUUGGUCUCCCUAUAACAGUGAAAACACCAAUCAGGCUUUUUAUUAGUGUGGAUUACGAAGAGUAGGAAGAAAUAUUAAUGACGAUGAAAUGGUACAUAAUAAUAAUAAAA
Molecule: messenger RNA, 4472 nt
Organism: Patiria miniata (bat star)
Lineage: Eukaryota; Metazoa; Echinodermata; Asteroidea; Valvatida; Asterinidae
Exons: 6
Coding region: 612-3608 (998 amino acids)
Biological process (GO): signal transduction
Molecular function (GO): protein binding
Source: RefSeq, a predicted model, not a curated record